GUGGGAGUGAUUUUUUCCCUCCCUUCCUCCUCUUUUGGACACACUGCCCACCAUGAAGAUGCUGCUGCUCCUGGUUGCUCUGCUCUCUGCCGCCCUGCUAGCCAGCGCUGCCCCUCCGACCUGCUACUCCAGGGUGCUGGCUCUGAGCAAGGAAAUCACAGAGUCCUUUAAGGAGCUGCAGACCUCCAAGACUGUGGACUCGUGUGUGGGGACGCUGCCCAGGCUGUACUUGGACAUACACAAUUACUGUGUCUUGGCAAAACUCCGUGACUUUGUGGCCUACCCUGGGUGUGACAGAGUGGUUGAAGUGAAUGAGCUGAAGGAAAAAGCCCGGAGCCUGUACACCAUCUUGAUCUCCUACUGCAGAAGGGACCUGGUGUUCCUCACUGAUGACUGUAAUGCUCUGGAAAUUCCCAUUUCACCUCCCAUUGAACACUCCACUGAGAGCUAAAAGACAGUUAACCCAAAAGGUAGACCUGGGAAAGUUUCAAGGAGACCAAAAGUCAAAAUAUGUAUAUGCAGUCUAUAACAUUAACAACUAAGAUAUUUUUCAAGCACACUAGUAAUAUAAUCUCAGACCUACCCAUUUUUCUCUGUCUUGGCAGGAAAUGAAUUGCAUGCCUUGCAUACCUACUGAGCUGCUAGGGUACCUACCAUUAGGGAGCAGUUUUUCGUUUGGCAAGGUACAAUAUUUC
Pyrgilauda ruficollis (rufous-necked snowfinch) is the source of this 695-nucleotide messenger RNA. It is a transcript of the gene CYTL1, whose product is annotated as cytokine like 1. The record is from RefSeq and is a predicted model, not a curated record. The transcript has 4 exons. Lineage: Eukaryota; Metazoa; Chordata; Aves; Passeriformes; Passeridae. Bases 53 to 451 code for a protein of 132 amino acids. Gene Ontology annotation, biological process: positive regulation of transcription by RNA polymerase II.